AUGGGGAUUUCACGUGGUAGCGUAGGUUUCAUUCUACAUGAAAAACUUCGGCUUUCUAAGCUAUCCUCUCGUUGGGUUCCACGCCUGCUUACACUAGCACAAAAAGAGGAAAGAGUGCGAUGCUGUCGGAACCUGUUAAAUUUAUGCCAAUUGGAUCCGGUCAACUUUCACACCAAAAUCGUUACUGGGGAUGAGACAUGGAUCCACCACUAUGAUCCCGAAACAAAACAACAAUCAAUGCAGUGGCUGACUACUGGUCAAAGUGGCCCAAUCAAGGCAAAAGCAACGAAAUCUGCAGGGAAGGUUAUGGCGACUAUUUUUUGGGAUGCCAAUGGAGUUCUGCAUACGGAUUACAUAUCGAAAGGAAGUACAAUGAAUGCCAAUCAUUAUGUGAAAGUCUUGGAGGAAUUACGCUACAACAUCAGAAAUAAGAGGAGGGGAUCCCUGCAAGGUGGACUUUUCCUGCUUCACGACAACGCAUCGUCUCAUACUGCUAAGAUUGUCAAAGCUGCGCUGGAUCGAUCUGCGUUCUGGAAAAUUGAUCACCCCCCAUAUUCUCCCGACCUGGCAUCCUGUGACUACUACCUUUUCCCACAUAUGAAAAAAAUUAUCAGGGGAAGGAGAUUCGAGAGUGAUAACGAGCUUAUCUCGUGUGUGCAUUCUAUGGUAAACAGCUUCACUAAAGAAUUUUUUUCUGAAGGCAUGAAGAAACUGAUACAAAGAGCUAAGCGUUGUAUUGAAUUGGGAGGAGAUUAUGUUGAAAAGCCGCAAAAUGAAUUGGAAUAA
Molecule: messenger RNA, 786 nt
Organism: Folsomia candida
Lineage: Eukaryota; Metazoa; Arthropoda; Collembola; Entomobryomorpha; Isotomidae
Product: histone-lysine N-methyltransferase SETMAR-like
Exons: 1
Coding region: 1-786 (261 amino acids)
Molecular function (GO): nucleic acid binding
Source: RefSeq, a predicted model, not a curated record